Molecule: messenger RNA, 3314 nt
Organism: Ylistrum balloti
Lineage: Eukaryota; Metazoa; Mollusca; Bivalvia; Pectinida; Pectinidae
Product: nardilysin-like
Exons: 31
Coding region: 57-3314 (1085 amino acids)
Biological process (GO): proteolysis
Molecular function (GO): metal ion binding; metalloendopeptidase activity
Source: RefSeq, a predicted model, not a curated record
UGGAGAAGUAAACACCGAAGUCAGAAGUCAACUUACCUUAGGCUUUAACGAGUUUAAUGUUGAGUUGGUGUGGCCAAAACCUCUUCAGACAGAUAAGGCACUCACCAAGGACGGUGUCAUCAACUUGUAGUAUUCUAUCCAGUUUCCAUAAUUUCAAAUUGACAGGUUUUAGGACUGACAAGUACCUAUUGAUGAAAAGAAAAUGCACUACUGUUCCACAGGAGCCCAAGGGAAAGCUUCAAAAAGUUAUGCUGCCCACAAAGUCAGAGAAUGAUAAACGGGAAUACAGGUCCCUUGUCCUUGAUAAUGGUCUUCGGGUUCUCUUAAUCUCUGACCUGAAUGGUGAAGCUGCAACUGAAAUUGAAGAGGAUGAAGAAACAGAAGAAGAAUCUGGGUCAGACUCUGGAUCUGAGUCGGAAGGACCUCCAUCAGAUGGGGAAAUGGAUGAGGAUGGAGAAGAUGACAGACCAGAGAACUCCAAAGUGUCAACUGAAAAAAAGUCAGCAGUAGCUCUUUGUGUUGGAGUUGGCAGUUUCUCUGAUCCAGAUGAUAUCCCAGGAUUCGCACAUUUCUUAGAACAUAUGGUAUUUAUGGGAAGUAAGAAGUACCCCAAGGAAAAUGAAUUAGAUGACUUUCUAGGACGUCAUGGUGGAUAUUCUAAUGCUUGGACAGACUGUGAAAAGACUUGUUUCUACUUUGAUGUGGAGAGGAAGUACUUUGGUCGAGCUCUGGACAUGUUUGCACAUUUCUUUAUCAGUCCACUGUUCCAGGAGGACUCUGUGGAUCGAGAAAUUGAGGCUGUCGACAGUGAAUUUCAAAUGAGCCUACCAGAUGAUGAUGACCGUAUCAAUGCUUUAUUGGGCACACUUGCUAAACCAGGACAUCCUAUGUCCAAGUUCUUCACAGGUAAUGCAGAAACACUGAGAACAAUUCCAAAGCAGAAUGGUAUUAAUGUUUAUAGUCGUCUACGGGACUUUUACACCCGGAUGUACUCAUCACACUACAUGACUGUGGCUAUGCAGUCAAAAGAUAGUCUAGACAAGCUAGAGGAAUGGGCUAGAGAGGUUUUCUGUGAUGUUCCACACAAUGGUCUUCCACAGCCUGUGUUUCAUGAUUUGAAGGAUCCAUUUGACACCCCGAAGUUCAGGAAGAUGUAUAAAGUGAUACCAGUUGAGGAUGCACAUAAGGUGUAUAUAAACUGGUCACUACCUCCCUGCCUUGACAAAUACAGAACAAAGCCUCUAGACUACCUGGCUACAGUGUUGUGUGAUGAGGGCCAGGGAAGUGUUCUUGCAUACCUAAAGGAAAAACUUUGGGCAUUGUCCAUCAUGGGAGGCUACAGCUAUGAUGGAUUUGAGAUGAAUUCUACAAUGACAAGCUUCUCUGUAGUUGUGACUCUCACCGAUGAAGGCCUUGAACAUUACGAGGAGGUGGUGGAGGCUAUUUUUCAAUACAUACAUAUGUUAGAAGAGUCAGGCCCACAGGAAUGGUUAUUCCAGGAACUGAAGCAGAUUGAAGACAGCAAGUUUCGAUGGAAAGAACAGGGCGAUGCUGUGAACUAUGUGGAGAAGGUGUCUGAAAGCAUGCAUAUGUUUCCCUGGGAAGAUGUCCUCACAGGUCGUACAAUUUUGUAUGAUUAUGAGCCAAAGAUGAUAUCAGAUUGCUUGUCACAUUUAUCACCUAACAACUGUAACAUACUGCUGAUGUCCAAUAAAUUUGAAAAUACUGACCAAUGUCCCCUUGAGGAGAGAUGGUAUAAAACAAAAUAUGGAGUCAGUGACUUUUCUUCUGAAUUUAGUCAGAGACUGAAAGACUGUGGUUGUAAUCCAUCUCUACACUUGCCAAAACCAAAUGCCUUCAUAGCCACUGAUUUUGACCUUAGACAACAUGAAACUGAGUCAAAGCAACCAAAGCUUUUGAAAAGUGAUGAAAAAGGGAAACUUUGGUUCAAACCAGAUACAAAGUUUAAAGUUCCGAAAGGAUAUAACUACAUCCAUCUGAUGUCACCAGUAGUGUACAGGUCCCUGGACAGUGCCAUCCUUUUGGAUUUCUUUGUUAACCUAUUGGAACAUCAGUUGACCCUUGUGGCCUACCCUGCAUACCUUGCUGGAUUUGAAUAUGGAAUUGAAGGGCAUGAAACUGGCAUUACUCUCCACAUGAGUGGAUUUUCUCAUAAAAUGAAGGUGAUCACUGACCUGUUACUGGACCAGCUGUUUGGAUUUCGCUGUACUGUUCGCGAGUUUAACAUGAUGAAAGAGGAGGUCACAAGAAUCUACAAUAAUGACAUGAUUAGACCAAACAAGCUGGCAAGAAUGCUGAGAUUUGCAGUUACAUCACCCUUAAAUUGGCCUGUGCCGGAUCGUUUAGGCCGUAUUAAUGAUAUCACACAUGACAUGUUGGAACAUUUUGUGGAAGAGUUUCAACAGAAUGUAUGGGUUGAAAACUUUCUGAUUGGAAACUUCUCUGAGGAGGAAGCGACAUGUUACAAGGAUAAGAUCAAUGCUGUGUUACAAGGAGCACCUCUGCCGGAGUCACAACUUUUAAAGAAACGGUUGUACCAGAUGCCAGUGGGAGAUAGCUACUGUCAGGUCAGAGGUCAUAACUAUGAUGAUAACAAUUCCUGUGUGGUGGUGUACCUUCAGUCAGAGCCAGGCACCAUCUAUACCAGCACUCUAAAUGAAGUCUUAGGGACUCGUAUGACAGAGCCCUGCUUUGACUUUCUGCGAACUAAACACCAACUAGGUUACAGCACAUUCUGUGAAUUCCUGGUAACAAAUGGUAUUCUUGGAUUGGCCAUCACAGUUGAGUGCCAGGCCAAUAAAUUCAGUAUGAGUGCUGUAGACAAGCAUAUUGAUGACUUCCUGGUAGAGUUCAGGUCAAUUAUAGACAGCAUGACAGAGGAUGAGUUCAAAUCAUUGGUGGACUCGGUGAUAGCCAACAAACGCUGUGAGGACACACACCUUGGAGAGGAGGCUGGUCGUCACUGGAGGGAGAUCUAUGAUCAAACCUACAUCUUUGAUAUUCUGGAGCGAGAGAUCAACAUACUACCCACCUUGACAUUAGAUAUAUUGAAGGAUUGGUAUUUACAGUAUGAGAAAGGCAGGCACAGAAAGAUCAGUUUUCAGAUUGUUGGGAAGACUGAGGACCAGCCAUCGUCAUCUACAACUGUUGCUGGUCAGAAGGAGCAGCCAUCAGACAUGUAUCCCCUAACCUGUUUUGUUGACGAGGACCAGAGUCAUUCCACACCUGUCACUGACAUCAAACUUUACAAACAAACUUUAAAAGUGCUGCCAUUCACAAAAAUAACAUCUUGA